CGAACGACUUCGAGUGGCUGCCAGUGGUCGUUCAUCCGCUUCAGUCGUGUUACUGUUAACUUUGAAUCAUCGUUUCCCUAGAAAUGGCUGUUGUACCUAAAGGCAAGAAAAUUGUUAAUGACACUACGCCAAUGAUAUGCACCAUCGAGGGUAUUGCCAAGAAGGAACAUGUUGAUUAUAUCAUGAAAGUGCAACGAGGAAUCAACCAUGACGACUCUUGGCAGGUUGUGCAUCGUUAUAGUGAAUUUGUAACUCUACAAUCAAUUCUUGAGGUAUCUGGUAUCGAUCUUUCCCUGCCCCCAAAAAAGGUAUUUGGUAAUAUGGAUGCCACAUUCAUUGCUGAACGGCAGCAAGGUCUUCAGAAUUACAUAAACUUGAUAUUGGCCCAUCCAAUUUUAACGCGGCAUAUUGCUGUUAAGAGAUUCCUUGACCCAGCCAACUACUCCUGGGACUUUCAAGAGAUAGCCAUGCAAAAUGUAGCGAUGUUCUUGAGAUCAGUUCCAAACUGGGAAAUAGUUGAACCAUUGCCUGACAUAGGAUGGCGGCUAAGAAAGCAGUUCUUCUUAAUAAAACCUACAGAUCCUACCAAGAAAGAUAUCAGAAAUAUUCUUACAUGGACAGACUAUGGUCCAGAGUUUUGUUUGGAUGAGAAAGACCUGGAAGCAAUAUUAAAAUUGAUGACCUCUUCACAGCAUCCUUAUAUAUGCCCACCAUCAUUUACCACAAUUAAUUCAGAAGGAGUCAUAAUUGUGAGGAAUUUUAUGCCGAAUGGAACACUAAGGGAUUGCCUGUGUAAGGCAAAACCAAAACUAAAUCAACUUAAGAAAUAUGGAAAUCCAAAGUCUAGAGCUGUCUUACAUGAACAGAACAUUCAGCUUUUUGGAAGACAGAUCUUAGAGGCAUUAAAAUUUUUACAUGAGAAAGGGAUUCCCUAUGGUCAUUUACAUACAGGAAAUAUUGUCUUGGAAGGAAAUGUGUGUAGAUUACUAGAAAUUGAGAAUGGCUUGAUGGGUAUCCCGUCCAUUCACAGACACCGCUAUGUUCCCAUGAAAAAAAUACAGGAAAAGGAAGCUGAAGACGUUUACUGUUUUGCUCAUGUGUUAUACGAGAUGGCUUUUGGUGAUGCAUUGCGUAGCAGCACAUUGCAUGAUGUACCUCCUAACUGCCCAUCUCAACUCAGUAAGUGUGCAUUAACCUUGAUCUCAAGUAAAUUAAAAGAAGCUAUUAAAACAGCUAAAGAACGCGCGGAGACCAAACUGAAGGAGGAUCAGAAAAUGCUGCGGCAGUUCCGUAGAGCAUCGAAAGCGCAUGCCCAUCAUAUGUCAGAGGAAGAAAAGAAGAAGAGGAAAAAGUCGGCAAAGAAGAUCUCAAGUAAAUUAAAGGAAGCUAUUAAAACAGCUAAAGAACGCGCGGAGACCAAACUGAAGGAGGAUCAGAAAAUGCUGCGGCAGUUCCGCAGAGCAUCGAAAGCGCAUGCCCAUCAUAUGUCAGAGGAAGAAAAGAAGAAGAGGAAAAAGUCGGCAAAGAAGCUGCAGAAAGAGGCUUCAUUGUCAGACACGACUCAACCGUCAGCCGCUGCCCGUCCGCCAUCUUCGCCUGCGCCCGUUUCACCGCGGACUCCAACCUCUGGUUCAUCUUCUAUUCCGCCUGCUCCCCAAGCUCCUGCUCCGCCGCCUGCUCCUUCCUCCCAGGCUCCCGCUAAGAAGACAUCGCCCCCGCCAAAAUCACAAGAACGAGGCGCCUUGUUAAACUCCAUCUGCGACUUCAGAAAAGGCGGCUUGAAAAAGACGGUAACAAAUGACAAGAGCAAGCCAUCGAUAUAGAAUAGUAGGUGUUUCACAAAGGUUUUAUGUAUUAGAAAAUUUUUAUGAAGUCAAAUAUAUUUUCACUAUCCAUUAAAGAGAUUUCUCUGUAGAAACUGUCACAGAACACGUUCGUGAAAGUUGUUAUAUAUAAACACAUUUGAGUCGCUAAAGGAAAAAUGACGACUUUAUAUCAGUUUGUAGUAAUACAUUGCUAACUUGUUUGUGAACCAAUACUUAAAACGUUACCAACCUUGUCUCGUCUGAGUUCAAAGAGUGAGCUCCAAUACUCGUCGCGACAUGUCAUGUCGUCACGUCAUGUCGUCACGUCAUGUCGUCACGUCGUGACAACUUCGGCGUACUCUCGAGUAAUCGCGCUGUUGUCUUAUUGGCUACUGAAAAUCGGAAACGUAACGAGUGUUAAACGAUGAUUUUGUCACAACAGCACUUGUUCUCCGAAUAAAUUAGGUAUUAACUAAUUUCCUUUUUGUGGUGGUUGUGUUUUAAGUCUUCACUCCCCCAGAAUUGUGUCGUUUCUUUCGAGGAGUCGCUACUUUCGCUGUUAGUAACUUUACGUUUAUUUAUGUUGUUUAAUUAACCUUACUUAAGUGACUCUAUAGUCUGGCGAUCGCCAAUGAAAGUUUUCAAACUUAUGGUGGUGUUCGUAAAAAAAAAGUGUGUUUAAGGUCAAGGAAUUAUGGUUUAUUGUUACACUUAAUGUUAUUUUAAUUCCUAUUUCUGUUGAGUUCAAAUGAAAAUUUAGUUCUUGAUAUCGUAUUAGGUCCAUAUUUCUAGAGCUGAAAUAGUGCGCCUUAACGGCGAGUGAAAGUAAGGGCUUAAAACAAGAUGAGAAAUCUUACAACAGGCCUGAUGCAAAGACUGCCAUGUUGGCAGUCAAAACCAACUUGGAGUAACCAUUCCAAGCAAAAAUGACUUUUCGUAAUAAUAUGACUCAUAACAUCUUUGACUCAGACGCAAUUUUGGCAGAUAUUUAAAACAUUAUAAGGACAAGCUGAUACGCUGGCCCCGGUUGUUCGAAGGCGAGGUUUGUUUUGUUAACACCUAUCUGCUGGCUACUGAUUUAUACGGUGGAUUGCGUUAUCCAGCCUUGGGACAACUGGGGCUUGGUCUUGCGUAUGACGUGUUUAUUCCAUUCUUGCCAACAGGUUCAUCUUCCGUGAUGGUUGACGAGGGCGCAGCCCUCGUCAACUAUCAUAUAGCAUAUUCAUAUAGCAUAUAUCAUAUAGCAUAUUCAUAUAAACUAGCAUAUUCGUUUUAAGAACAUCAAAUUUCCGCGGGGCAACUAUCAGCCCAUAGUUCCUCGACAGAAACACUCUAUUGUUAAAAUAGUGAAUGAGACCCAAGAUAGAGACCGUCAAUAUUCUUCGUUUUGGUGAUCAAGCAUAAAUUUUAAAGAGUGUUUUUAUUAUUAUUAUUAUUGUUGUUGUUGUUGUUGUUGUUGUUGUUGUUAUUAUUAUUAUUAUUUUAUACCUGAAUAGGUAGUUCAUCACCUGACAAAUUUCAAGUCCAAUUCACAUAUGCAGCAUUUUCAGAUCACUCCACGGCGGUCACGUUGAUUUUCCCAAACAACCAACUUUCUUUGGUUUUUGGGAAAUGUGUUCUUUUUUUAGGCAAAAAUGCCCAGUUGUUUGGGAACACCGAUAUAUGGCCACCGCGAAAAUGCUCUAUUAUGCACGUCAACGUGGACUUGCAUUUUCAGUUUGCUUUAAUUCUGUUUUUUCUUGCUCUCCCUUUGUUAGUAGGACGUAAUUGAACGUGUAACGUACAUUUUGAUGUAAAGUAAUUACGCCACACGUGAAAUGAAUAUAGGUAGUUUGUCAAUAAAAAAAAAUCAAUUUGGAUGUAUGUCUGUCGGAAAAAAAAAAGGUGGACGUGGAAUUUUAGUAGAAUAAUUAUUAAAAGGACAGAAACAAUCUCACCGUUUGCUACUGAUUUACUAUAGUUAAAUAUGUUAGUGUUAUAGAGUGGCUUACUUCAGUUCAUCACCCCGAGGGCCUGGUUAGCUCCUGAUUGGGCAAGAUGAAUUAAAUCCCGCACCCGAGAAAAGCGAGCAAGACUGGGCUAUCUUGUCCUCUAGGGAUUACUCGAUGCGUCCCGUA
Molecule: messenger RNA, 3922 nt
Organism: Orbicella faveolata
Lineage: Eukaryota; Metazoa; Cnidaria; Anthozoa; Scleractinia; Merulinidae
Product: PX domain-containing protein kinase-like protein
Biological process (GO): negative regulation of ATP-dependent activity; protein targeting to lysosome; negative regulation of monoatomic ion transport
Cellular component (GO): plasma membrane; early endosome; late endosome
Molecular function (GO): protein kinase activity; ATP binding; phosphatidylinositol binding
Source: RefSeq, a predicted model, not a curated record